Aedes albopictus (Asian tiger mosquito) is the source of this 3589-nucleotide messenger RNA. Its product is annotated as dihydropyrimidine dehydrogenase [NADP(+)]-like. Gene Ontology annotation, biological process: thymine catabolic process; uracil catabolic process. The transcript is spliced from 7 exons. The record is from RefSeq and is a predicted model, not a curated record. NCBI's taxonomy places the organism in Eukaryota, Metazoa, Arthropoda, Insecta, Diptera, Culicidae. The coding region runs from base 313 to 3429 and encodes 1038 amino acids. Gene Ontology annotation, cellular component: cytoplasm; cytosol. Gene Ontology annotation, molecular function: dihydropyrimidine dehydrogenase (NADP+) activity; iron-sulfur cluster binding; uracil binding.
AGCGCAAACCGAGCAAGGUUUCUAUCCGAGUGCGAAGCAUGCUACGAUGCGAUAGGACGGCCUGCGCGAACGACUAGCAGGACUGUCGUGGUUAGGCGACAACUCUAGCUAGCCAGGAACCAUCAGUCUAAUCGUGACCGUCGAACCGUUUGGAAGGUAAAUAAACCCCCCGAUUGUUUCAUCGAACGAUUAUCUUCGAGCACACUCGAUAAGAGGGUGUGCUAAUCGCCUGGCAUCGUACGAGAUCGGUCAACUGAUUUUUGUAUCUGCUUAUCUAACACCACCACCUGUCGGAGGGAAAAACAUCUCAGCAUGAGUUGUGCUAGUGUUUUGACCAGCAAGGAUUUGCCGGACAUCGAGAGCCUGUUGGCCCUCAACCCGCGCGUCAAGUCCCACGGAUCGCUAGUGCCGACCACCGUGACCAAGGUCAACAAGAAGCACUGGAAGCGGAACACCGACCGGUCCUGUACGAGCUGCACUCCGCUGACCAAUGACUUCUCGGACAUCAAGCACACGACCCUGUCGGAGCGUGCGGCCCUACGCGAAGCGGCCCGCUGCCUCAAGUGCGCCGACGCUCCGUGCCAGAAGUCCUGCCCGACCCAGCUGGACAUCAAGAGCUUUAUCACCAGCAUUGCCAACAAGAACUACUACGGUGCGGCGAAGGCCAUCUUCUCGGACAACCCGCUGGGGCUGACCUGCGGCAUGGUGUGCCCAACUUCGGACCUCUGCGUUGGCGGCUGCAACCUGCAAGCGGCCGAAGAAGGCGCCAUCAAUAUCGGAGGCCUACAGCAGUUCGCCACCGAAGUCUUCAAACGGAUGGGACUGCACCAGAUCGUCCCACCGAACGUGGCUCCCCUCAAGUUCCCGAACAAGAAGGUAGCCCUUCUCGGAGGUGGACCUGCAUCGCUGUCCUGUGCCACGUUCCUGGGUCGUCUCGGCUACAAGGACAUCACCAUCUACGAACGCCGCAGCUACCUUGGAGGCCUCAGCUCUGCCGAAAUCCCCCAAUACCGUCUACCCAUCGAAGUUGUCGACUUCGAAAUCCAACUCGUCAAAGAUCUAGGCGUUAAGAUCGAGACUGGACGUUCCCUAUCAACCAGUGACCUCACUGUUCAAGGUCUCCUCGACUCCGGAAACGACGCCGUGUUCCUUGGAAUCGGACUUCCCCAACCCAAAAUCGAUAAGAUAUUCGAAGGCCUCACCCCAGAGCAAGGCUUCUACACGUCCAAGAACUUCUUACCGCAGGUGUCCGACGGAAGCAAGCCCGGUCUUUGCCCGUGCAAAGCAACAGCUGCCCAAGCCCUGCCCGCUCUUUCCGGUAACGUGAUCGUCCUGGGCGCUGGCGACACCGCUUUCGAUUGCGCCACUUCGGCACUUCGCUGUGGUGCCCGCCGGGUGUUCGUCUGCUUCCGCAGAGGCAACAACAACAUCCGCGCCGUACCGGAAGAGGUCGAGCUGGCUCGCGAGGAACGCUGUGAGUUCAUCCCGUUCAUGGCCCCGAAGGAGGUGAUCAUGAAGGACGGAAAGAUCGCCGCGCUGGAGUUCUUCCGCACCGAACAGGACGACGCAGGCAACUGGAUACAGGACCCGGAUCAAAUCACCCGUUUGAAGGCCAACUACGUCAUCUCCGCUUUCGGGUCCGGAUUGAGUGAUAAAGAUACGAUCGACGCCCUUAGCCCAGUCCCGCUGAACCGCUGGAACCUCCCUGAAGUGAACUCCAAGACACAGCAAACCCCAGUCCAAUCCGUAUUCUGCGGAGGUGAUCUGGCCGGAGCCGCAGAAACCACCGUAGAAUCCGUCAACGAUGGCAAAACUGCCGCCUGGUACAUCCAUUGCUACCUCCAAGGCAUUCCCUUCGAAACCACCCCAAGGCUCCCACUGUUUUACACCGAGAUCGACAAUGUCGACCUUUCGGUAGAGGUCUGCGGCGUAAAGUUUGAGAAUCCCUUCGGAUUGGCCUCGGCUCCUCCAACCACGGCUACCGCUAUGAUCCGCCGCGCUUUCGAGCAAGGUUGGGGCUUUGCCGUCACCAAGACCUUUGCCCUCGACAAGGACAUGGUGACCAACGUCAGUCCACGUAUCGUGCGAGGUGUCACCUCCGGGCACACCUUCGGACCGCAGCAGGGUGCCUUCCUGAACAUCGAGCUGAUUUCAGAAAAGUGCGCCGACUAUUGGCUCACAGGUAUUCAGGAGCUCAAACGUGACUUCCCAACCAAGGUAGUCAUCGCCAGUAUCAUGUGCACGUACAACGAGGAGGACUGGACCGAACUGGCCAAGCGUGCGGAAGCCGCUGGAGCCGAUAUGCUCGAGCUAAACCUCUCAUGCCCCCACGGCAUGGGAGAAUCCGGCAUGGGCUUAGCCUGCGGUCAAGACCCCAAGCUGGUCUACAACAUCUCCCUCUGGGUUCGCGCAGCCGUCAAAAUUCCGUUCUUCGUCAAACUUACGCCGAACAUCACGGACAUCGUGUCGAUCGCACAAGCCGCUCAGCGAGGCAAAGCGGACGGAGUCUCCGCCAUCAACACCGUACAGGGAUUGAUGUCCCUCAAGGCGGACACUACUCCAUGGCCGGCGGUGGGCGUUGAAAAGCGCACCACCUACGGAGGUGUCUCCGGAAACGCAACUCGUCCACAAGCCCUUCGAGCUAUCUCUCUGAUCGGCAACAAAAUGCCCGGAUUCCCAAUCUGCGGCAUCGGUGGCAUUGACUCGGCUGACGUUGCCCUGCAGUUCAUUCAAUGUGGCGCUCCCAUCCUGCAAAUCUGCUCCUCGAUCCAGAACCAGGACUUCACCGUCGUUGAAGACUACAUCCUUGGCCUGAAGGCUCUGCUGUACCUGAAGUCGAACCCUCCACCGGAGAGCCUAGCGUGGGACGGUCAGUCGCCUCCACUGCAGAAGCUCCAAAAGGGUAAGCCCGUUGCACCCUUGAAGGACGACGACGGUAAGCCACUGUUACACUUUGGCGAGUAUAAGAAGAAGCGCGAGGAGAAGCUGGCUCAGAUGCGGCUGGAGAAGGGCCCGAUGUGGGAUCCAUGUGCCGAAGAAGUUGAAGCCGUUACGAACGGAGACGUUGCAAAGCAGUCGAAUCCUGCGCCAAAGAUCAAGGACGUUUUGGGAGCCGCUCUGCCGAAGGUCGGCUCGUACAAGAGCUUGGACAACAAAAAGCAGGUUGUGGCGCUGAUCGAUGAUGACCUCUGCAUCAACUGUGGCAAGUGCUACAUGACCUGUGCUGACUCUGGCUACCAGGCAAUCCAAUUCGACUCGGUGACGCAUCUGCCGCACGUGACGGACGAUUGCACUGGAUGUAAUCUGUGCCUCUCCGUUUGUCCCAUCAUCGAUUGUAUUAGCAUGGUUCCGAAGAAAAUCCCCCACGUGAUUAAACGAGGACAUAUCAACAAAAACGUGUCGGUGCAUGCUCUAUCGCCGUCGCAGUGACCGCAACAGCCGGGAGUGAUUCUCAAGCAAUAGUUUCAAUCGAGAUUUCAACAUUCCCCUUGGAUAAAACAAAGCUUAUUAUUUGCAGUACACUUACGGGUCAAAGUUUUUCAGUUCAAAAAUUGUAUAUUCAAUAAAUAAAUAUCUUGCAUUUAUGUCA